Stylophora pistillata is the source of this 525-nucleotide messenger RNA. RefSeq lists its product as uncharacterized. Lineage: Eukaryota; Metazoa; Cnidaria; Anthozoa; Scleractinia; Pocilloporidae. The record is from RefSeq and is a predicted model, not a curated record.
AUGUAUUUAGCAGAUACUUUGUCCCGAACCUAUCUGUCAACCACCGAUCGCUCCCCGACUGAAAAAGAGGUUGAGCGUAUCCAUGCUGUCGAUUUCUUAGCCAUCUCAGGACCCCAACUUGCAGAGAUCCAGCAAGAAAGAGCAGCCGACCCUGUCCUACAGUCCCUCACACAAGUUAUCCUAAAGGGCUGGCCAAGGAAGAAAGAUGAUCUGCCAAUAGAAAUGCACCCCUACUUUGAUGUCCGAGAUGAACUGACAGCCCAUUAUGGAGUUCUCUUCAAAGGUCUUCGAUGCCUGAUUCCAUCAAGUCUCAGACCUAAAAUCCGUGCUCGUUUACAUGGUGCACACUCUGGUAUUGAAAGCUGCCUUCGCAGAGCUGGAGAAGUCGUCUAUUGGCCGGGAAUGCCUGCUGAAAUUAAAGAUUACAUCUCCAAGUGUGAGAUUUGUGCCACCUACAACAAAGAACAGCCCAAAGAACCCCUAAUCUCUCAUGAGAUCCCAAGCCGUCCCUGGGAAACAGUUUAA